Peniophora sp. CBMAI 1063 is the source of this 1116-nucleotide messenger RNA. Lineage: Eukaryota; Fungi; Basidiomycota; Agaricomycetes; Russulales; Peniophoraceae. The record is from the annotation of a GenBank genome assembly.
AUGCCUGUCGCUCUUGCUGUAUGGAGUCUGAAGGUUGAGCCUGGAGAGCCUAUUGAGUUCGCGCCGGAGGGUGACCUUGUCAUUACCAACGCUGCGCUCGGCGACGAGCUUGCCGACGAGAGCUCGCGUACUUCUCUCAAGCUGAGGUACUUGUUGCCCAGCGCGACUGAGGAGAGCGACUCCGAAGACGAGAAGGACGAGGAGGAGGAUGAAGAUGAGCCGGUCAUCAUGGAGACUGUUCUCUGCUCUCUUACGCCCGGAAAGAUUGAGCAGGCUAACAUCAACCUCACGCUUGACGGCGACUCGGAGUACCUGCUCGAGGCUGUCGGCAAGAACACACUCUAUCUCAGCGGCAACUACAUUGACCAAACUCCCGAGCAAGUCCCCUUCAACGACGAGGACGACUCGGAUGAUGAGGACGAGGAUGGCUAUGACCUCCGCGACGUUAGCUCUGACGUCGAGAUGGACCCUGCUGAGAUGAUAGGUAUUGACGGCGACGAGAGCGACGAUACAGACGGCAACCGCUUCGAGGAGGUUCACGAAGAGGAGGCCGUGAAGUCUAAUAAGCGUCCUCGUGAGUCCGACGCCACGGAAGCCGACAAGCCUUCCAAGGCCCAGGAGAAGAAGGCGAAGAAGCAGAAGGCAGCUAACGGCGAUGCUGUUCCCGCCGCCGAGCCCGCUGCCGCUGCUGCAGACGUGAAGGCGGAGAAGAAGCAGAAGAAGAAGGAAAAGAAGGAGAAGGAGGCUGCUGCAGCAAAGGAGGCGGAGAAGGGUGGCGAGCUGAAGACGCUCCCGAGCGGUCUGCAGAUCAAGGACAUCAAGAUUGGCACCGGCCCCCAGGCGAAGGUUGGCAACAACGUGGCCAUGCGCUACAUUGGCAAGCUUCAGAACGGCAAGGUGUUCGACAAAAAUACCGGCGGUGUGCCAUUCUCGUUCAAGCUCGGCAAGGGCGAGGUCAUCAAGGGCUGGGAUGAGGGCAUCAAGGGUAUGGCAGUUGGCGGCGAGCGCUUGCUCGUUGUACCCGCCGCUCUCGGCUACGGCAAGAAGGGUAUGAAGCCUGACAUUCCUGGCAACGCUACCUUGACUUUCGAGACCAAGCUCGUCAACAUCAAGUAG